UGACGCGCCUCCUCCUGCAUCCCCCUCGUCUCCUCCUCCCCGGGCGUUAAUUCCAAGAUCCCCGCAACCUCCAGCUGGUCUUCAGUCCGCAUCGAAGACACAAUUCUUGGGGCUCGACAAUGACGGUGGGAUCGUGAGAUGACGGGCGGCGCAGGCGCGGGACCGAUGGCGCAGGCUCUUGCUGCUGAGAUGAGGAACAGGAAAAGAAAGUGAGACGAGAACACAGCUAAGGUUCCAUUGGGCCUCAUGUCUGCUCCUGCUCCAGCCAAUCGGAGGUCGGCCGCAGGCUCUCGCCGAUUCAACCCCCUGAAGGUGCUGCAGCCAAAACGACGCCUGCAGCAAAUACUGGCGUCCUCGCCCGUCCCGGUGCCGAGGCAGGCGUCUGGGUCGGAUGUGCCGGCACCAGUAGUGGCUCCGGUGCAAGCGGCGCCAGCGUUUGACUACUGCAGAUUCAUAGAGCUAGACUACGUUCCCAUGGAGACUGGAUACAUGGUCUCAAUGCGCCCCACAAAAGCCUAUCCAUCCACCAAGUCGCCAACCAAAGGACACUCUGCCACCAAGUCCCCGAGCCGCUCAACAGUCUCCCCUUCUACUCCUCGAUCCCGGCGAACUCCUGCUGCCCCCAGUAACAGAGACCCUUUUGGCAACACCACUCUCAGUAGCAGCAGCAACUCGGGCUCCUGCAAAGGAAGCGACUGCAGCCCCACCAAAGGACGCCACCAGAAAUACACGUCAUGCACCGACAACCACGGUAUCCGCCCGCCUCCUCCAGAGCAGUACCUCACACCCCUACAACAGAAGGAGGUGUGUAUCCGACACCUGCGGGCAAAGCUAAAGGAGACUAUCCACACGCUGCAGGACAGGGACUCGGAAAUAGAUGAGUUGCGAGGUCGACUUUGCAGGAUGCAGGAGGACUGGUUUGAGGAGGAGUGCCACCGCGUGGAGGCCCAACUGGCCCUGAAGGAAGCCCGUCAGGAAAUCCAGCAACUGAAACAAGCGGUCGACACUGUGCGAGACCGGCUGAGCGACGCGGGGGGGCUCAGUGGAGACAUCGGGGUCCAGCGGUACUUUCACGAUAUCAACACUCAGAAUCACAAACUGGAGAAUCUGCUGCUCAAUAUGGAGUUAGCUCAGGCUGGAUUAUCCAAAGAGGUGGAUGGCAUUCCAGGUUUCAGGACCCGGGUCGGGGGGUCUGCUCCUGCUUCUGUGUCAGGGGAAAGCCCGGGGGGUAUCCCCAAGCCGAUGGAUGGAGGCAGAGGGUCUUGUUCUUGCGAUGCUUCUCCAGCACGGUCGCUGACUAGGAGCUCAACCUACACCAAACUGAGUGAAAAGGCAGCGGACCGGAACGGGAAUGGGCCAGACUUUCCCAGUUUGUCAGCUGCAGGGACGCAGGACAGUGGCUUUGUGUGCUGCGGGGAGGUCAGCAUCCCAAGUCGCGCCGACCUUCUCCUCGAGGCUGCCUUCCUGUCAGAGGAAACGGCGUCCUUGCUCAACUCCUACACACAAACGUUUGCUCACUCUCUGCCCAACUCCCUGUCUCACACCUACUCUCACACUCUGCCCCGAUCCUUUCCCCACAAUAUGUCCACGUCCGUACCUCACUCCGUGCCGCAUUCCUCUACCUAUGAGAAGCUGUGUACAUCCGAUCGUCUCGCGCCUUUCCGAUGUGGCCUGGGAGGAGUGGGCUGUAUGAGUCAUCCUUGUCUGUCCCACCAUCACCUGUACCUGCACCCUCUCAGGGAGGCAGGCAUUCAAACGGAGAGCUGUCCCAUCCCGGCCACAGCUGGAUACCCAUCUGACCUGGACACCAUCGCAGAGCAGCGCACCUUCCGCUCGCAGGCCUGCAGCCCCACGUCCACCUGGCUGUCUGAUGAAGGCGAUGAAGAGCUGGACUCCAUCACCACCACCACCUCAGUGACGACAGCGACGGUCAUGAGCACAGCCACCGAGCCAAUUCCAGUGUCUAAAACGCCCCUGGUGUCAGCCAUCCCGCGCUCUGCCACGGUGGCUUGUUCCAUGGAGAGUCCUCAGGACCGAACCACGGAGAACGCCGGGGAUGAAAUGAUUGAGGAAACAAAGAUCAGCGUGAUGGAAGAAGGUCAGCAGCCAGAGGGAUGCCUGGACGGAAGCUCGGGCGGAAGCCAGACUGCAACGGAGGAAGUGCCACAUUUAGAAGGCGCAGGAGCUGCGACGCAUCUCCAGACUUUAAAUUCCCCCACUAGUCCCGAGGAAACCCCUGAAUGCCUGAAUGUGACUGACUUGAAUGAGGUUCGACAAUUCGAAUCAACCCAGGUGAAGACAGAAGAACCAGAGGAGCCACACACCUCCCAACCAAGGAGGUCGCCACCCAGUGAGGAGAUAGCAGGUGUCAUUGUCAUGGAGGUGCAUGACAGCGACGAUGAAGAUGAUCAACAGCACGUCGAAGCGCCAGGGAACUCAGCAGGCGGAGGGGCCUCUGAAGAAGAAAGCGGCCCAAUCCAGAGAAGCUACUGGAGUCGUCACUUCCUGGUGGAUCUCCUGGCAGUGGCGAUCCCUGUGGUGCCCACUGUGGCCUGGUUGUGCCGCGGUCCGAUCCGCGAGGGUCAGCCAAUGUAUCAUAUAGGAUCGCUGUUGCGUGGCUGUUGCACUGUAGCACUGCACUCGCUGCGCAGAGGGGGCGGGUUACGCCACUACCCCGCAGGCGGGGGAGAUGUAGGGGGGUCGAUAAUAUGAGAGGAGGUCUCCAGCCGCUGCUCGUGGAUCCAGUCGAUCCAACGGGUGCAUUUAGAACCAGGAAGUGGUCAACUCCUGUCUGGCUGGAUCCUGGCUGUUGCCCUCCUCCUCGCUUCCUGCAGCACCUCCGACUGGCAAAGCUGAAUGGACCUCAAGGAAUGUGUGGCCGAUGCUGAUAGUUUCCCCAGUCAUUGUUGAAAAUAUAGUGUUGUAAACACGACUUCAUUUGAAAAUAACUUCACAUUUGCGGCUGAGAGUCUCAAUCGCUGUUCGUGCUUGAAUGACAAAAGGGUAUUUUGUUGCACCGCCAGCAAAGGUUGAGCUCCGCCUCCAGAGGAUUCCAGACGUAGAAACACUUCACAUGAGCAUCACACUGAAUAUUCACUAAUACACCUGGUGGUAGGUUUGAGCAACUACAUGCAUUAUGAUAAUAACGUUUUAAUAGAACCGUAUUUGGCAUUAUUUUGUUCUAUAUCGUCAGAUUAUGAAAUUAUGAAUUGACCUUUUUAAAAUAUGUGGAUUCCUUUUAUGUGACUUUUUAAAAAAUUGUAUUUAUUUAUCUAACUAAAAAUAUCAACACCAAGCACUUCGUUCUUACCAGUAGUGACGGGCCGAUGAGGCUUCAUGAAACAGUGUCCUCCUGAGCUCAGUAGGUGGCGCUCUUUGUUUCAAAAUUGUGUGACGUUCACUGAAAUGGUUGCUCCACACCAAUGAUCUUAGAGCGAAGAGUGCCACCUAGUGGGCUCUGAAAGGGAGGACACUGUUUCAUGAAGCUUCGCAGGACCACUAGCCACCAGAAGUUGAGCUUCAGACUAAGAUGCCUGUAAAGUAUAGCGUUGAUCAGCCAAAUGUAUUUAUUGAGGUCAAUAAAAGUGACAAUCCAUCUCCAGAAGCAACCACCGUCGAGGAAUCAUUCAUCUCUCUCACUGAUCCAUGCAGUUUCCAAAGAUGUUUUUCUUACAACCAAAAUCACGCUCACCCUCAAAUGAGCUUUUUUUUGAGCGUUGAUCGACUGAAGAACCAGGACUGACUGUAGAUAUUCACCUGGGGGGAGGAGGGGUCUGACUGAAGUGAGCGAGACGCCGCUGCUUGCUGUAAAUUUUGGCUUUCCUCCUGUCCAGGCGUCACCUUGUGUGUUUCUCUGCACUGUACUAACAGUCCGUUUGUCUGGCGAUCUACUCAGAAAAAGCCUUGGUCAUGUCAAGUGACUCAUCCAAAUGUGAAUGUGUGUUGAGGUUUUACGUGUUUGAUCAAUAACAACGCUGGACUGUGGCCGUGAGAGGAGGCCAGAACCAAGCAGCCUGCAAACAAACAAGAGGCCACACUGUCAGAGACUGGUGAGGCAAACACGACCAGCAGGACCCCACGAAAGAGCCUUUUCAGUUCUCGAAUGAUGUUUUCGCGUCGAUCUAUUUUGCACUAACGUUCACUUUAUGAAUAUAGAAGCAACUACUUGAAGGUUAAGAUUGUAUGCGAGUGCUUGUGUGAGUGGCCGGGUCAAGUUUCGGACGACGGAGUCCUGUUCCGAAUCCUUCCUAAAGCUCAGGAGCGCCGCUGAAAGGACAGUUAAUAUUGUGUUAUUCAUUGUUUAAAACAAACAAACAAAGAAAAGUAAAUAAAGUGGAGGGUCCAGGUCAUGGCAGGACACUUCAGUGCUCGUGUUCACAAGGCGCGGAGUCUGCCCUCAUGAGAAAGGAGCAGCUGGAGGGAGCAAAAACUGAACGUAUAUUCCUUUAGAAAUGUAAGCAAACAAUCCACAUGGGCUAGAAAGAGGAGCCCACUCUGCGCAGACUUCCCACCACCGGCUGAGGACCAGCUGAGUUGUUCACAGUGAACUUGGGACUCUCACUUCUGAAUAAAAGCCAUAUGAGAGGGAAGCAAGUGAGGAAGAGGAGGACUUCAUCCUCACCAUGUCAUGACCAUGUCGAUGAUGGAGGACUCUCAAGAGCGCAGGGAAACGUGUCGUUCCUCUCGUGCUCUGAUCAUCAGGUUGGGGGGGGGCGGGGUCAUGUUCAUCUGUUCAGUUCUGUGUACGUUUUUUUUUUACUGGUGACUCAAGGGUAAUGUGCGUGUAAAUGUACCUCCUGACUGAGCCUCCACGGUGCUUAAAGAUAAGUUCAGCGAUGAGUUCAGAGGAGUCACCACUGGUCAGUAAGCGCUACUUUAGGUCUUCAUUUGUGACCCAUAGUGCACCUGGACCCGCUGCUGGACUGUGCCAGGGCGGACGGUCGAGAGGGUGGGAGUGUUUGUCAGUAUGAGAACGUUUCCUGUCACAUCUUUUGUUCUUGUCUUGUGUCCGAUAACGUGUCAUAGCCGAAGAAAAAAAAAAAAGAUAUGUAAACAGACGCUAUAGCCCUUGAACAUCUGAACAACUUCUAUUGCCUUGUGUAGAAAUAUGUCUUAGAUCUAGAAGAUGCCGAUGUAAAUGAACUAACUUUUCAUGGCAAAAGUGUGUGUCAUCGUUCACACUCCCACCGCACUGUAAAACCAGACCAUGAGCCCCGAUAUUAAACAGCAUGGAGGAAACCGCCUGCUUGUCUUCAUUUAUGCUCAUAUCUCACACAGCAAACAUCACUUUUAACUACAGAGCU
This is a messenger RNA of Synchiropus splendidus (mandarinfish), 5303 nucleotides long. RefSeq names its product syntaphilin b (gene snphb). Lineage: Eukaryota; Metazoa; Chordata; Actinopteri; Syngnathiformes; Callionymidae. The transcript has 7 exons. The record is from RefSeq and is a predicted model, not a curated record. Gene Ontology annotation, biological process: neuron differentiation. The coding region runs from base 247 to 2712 and encodes 821 amino acids. Gene Ontology annotation, cellular component: mitochondrion; cytoplasmic microtubule.